AGCCCGAGGUUGGGAGCAGCAUGGAACUCUCCGGAGACCAGCUGGCCACGGCCGCGGCCCGGGGCCGCGUGGAAGAGGUGCGGGCGCUGCUGGAGGCCGGGGUGGCCGCCGACGCAGUGAACCGUCAAGGGCGCAGGCCGAUUCAGGUCAUGAUGAUGGGCAACACCCGCGUGGCAGAGCUGCUGCUGCUCCACGGGGCAGAGCCCAACAGGGUGGACCCCGCCACCCUCACCCGACCCGUGCACGACGCGGCCCGGGAGGGCUUCCUGGACACGUUGGUGAUGCUGCACCGGGCCGGGGCGCAGCUGCAUGUGCGCGAUGCCUGGGGCCGGCUGCCCGUGGACCUGGCUGAAGAGCGGGGCCACUGGGAAGUCGCGCGAUACCUGCGCGCGGCUGCUAGGGCCCCUGAGAGUGGCAGCUAAGUGAAUUCAGGCAGGCCUGAUGUCCACGCUCCAGCUCAAAAGAUGGAAGAUUGCCAGACCUGUGCCACCUCAUCUAAUGCUGCUCUGCUUUUUUUUCUCCCUGCUUUUUUUUUUUUGCAUUGCCUCCCUGCCCCUGCAAACUUCCAUUUUUGUUAUCGCUUAUAUAACACUAUAAAAGGUCUUUUUAAAGCCCAAA
Molecule: messenger RNA, 618 nt
Organism: Dipodomys ordii (Ord's kangaroo rat)
Lineage: Eukaryota; Metazoa; Chordata; Mammalia; Rodentia; Heteromyidae
Product: cyclin-dependent kinase inhibitor 2A-like
Exons: 3
Coding region: 21-422 (133 amino acids)
Biological process (GO): regulation of cyclin-dependent protein serine/threonine kinase activity; negative regulation of cell population proliferation
Cellular component (GO): nucleus
Molecular function (GO): cyclin-dependent protein serine/threonine kinase inhibitor activity; protein kinase binding
Source: RefSeq, a predicted model, not a curated record